This is a messenger RNA of Phytophthora infestans T30-4, 981 nucleotides long. Its product is annotated as serine racemase, putative. Gene Ontology annotation, molecular function: serine racemase activity; L-serine ammonia-lyase activity; ATP binding. Gene Ontology annotation, biological process: D-serine biosynthetic process; L-serine metabolic process; pyruvate biosynthetic process. The record is from RefSeq and is a predicted model, not a curated record. The transcript is spliced from 7 exons. Lineage: Eukaryota; Oomycota; Peronosporomycetes; Peronosporales; Peronosporaceae. Bases 1 to 981 code for a protein of 326 amino acids.
AUGAGCUCGGCCGCUGCAAAGCGAAUCAAUGGCUUUGCGCACCGCACACCUGUGCUCACGUGUCAUGCGCUUGAGUCUAUCGCUGCGGGAAAUGGAUCUCCCCAGCGUCUGUUCUUCAAGUGUGAGAACCUUCAGAGGGUGGGGGCGUUCAAGUACCGCGGUGCAUUAAACGCCGUCAAGAAGUAUCUGCAGGAGAAAGGGGAGAGUGACAAGACAGACACGACGUUCGUCACGCACUCGAGUGGGAACCACGCGCAGGCUUUGAGUCUUGCGGCCAGGGAUGCCAACUGCAAGGCUGUGAUUGUCAUGCCCAACAACUCGCCGAGUGUCAAGCAGAACGCCGUUCGUGGCUACGGCGCUGAAGUGCUGCUGUGUGAAUCGACCAAUGAGGCACGCGAGAAAGCUGCAAAUGACGUGGUGGAGGCGACCGGAGCUCGCUUUGUGCACCCGUCGAAUGACCCUGACGUCAUGAGUGGACAGGGUACAGUCGCACUGGAGCUGCUGGAGCAGGCUAAACAGGAGUAUGGCGUCGAGCUGGACGCUAUCGUUGUGCCAAUUGGAGGUGCAGGACUCUGCUCUGGUGUAGCCAUGGCUGCAAAGUCUAUCCAGCCCGGUAUCAAGGUCUUCGCCGUGGAACCCACGGGGGCUGCUGACGCCUACAAUUCCUUCCAAAAACGCCAGCUGACAGGCCAUACUGGUCCUGUGAAUACCGUGGCUGACGGCCUUCGGACGACUCUGGGCGACAACAACUGGCCGGUUGUGCGCGACUUCGUGGACGAGAUCAUACUCGUCUCCGACGACGACAUCGUGUCAGCCAUGAAGCUGAUCUGGGAACGCAUGAAGUCGGUUGUCGAGCCCAGUGGAGCAGUAGCGGCGGCGGCCGUCCUCGCACACAAGCUACCAGCGGGAAUCACCAACGUUGGUAUCGUGUUCUCGGGUGGAAACGUGGACCUGGAGAAGCUGCCGUGGACGUCAACCUAA